AUGACACCGGACCGGACAACUAUCCCGAUCCGGUUCAGUCCCGGGGCUCAAUCCCAACCGAUAAAGCGUCACCAUUCGGCUAGCUACUACGCUCACCGUGUCAAAGAAAGUCUCUCAACCCGAAUAUCCAAAUUCAUCUGCGCAAUCUUUCUCUUGGUUCUCUUCUUCGUAGGCGUCAUUGCUUUCAUACUUUGGCUAAGCCUACGCCCUCACCGACCUCGGUUCCAUAUCCAAGACUUCGUGGUCCAAGGACUAGACCAGCCUACCGGAUUCGAGAACGCAAGAGUUGCUUUCAACGUAACCAUACUUAACCCGAACCAACACAUGGGUGUUUACUUUGACUCCAUGGACGGUUUCAUCUACUACAAAGAUCAACCGGUCGGGUCAAGCCCAUUGCUAAGCCCGUUUUACCAGCAGCCGACCAACACAACAGUUGUGACCGGUACGCUUACCGGAGCUUCCUUGACAGUAAACAGUAAUCAUUGGACCGAGUUUAGUAAUGACCGAGCUCAAGGCACCGUGGCUUUUAGGCUCGACAUAGUUUCGAGUAUUCGGUUUAAGCUGUCUCGGUGGAUCAGCAAGCGCCACAAGAUGCAUGCUAACUGCGAUAUCCUGGUUGGACUGGACGGUUUGAUCUUGCCCAAGGUUAACCAUAAACGGUGUCCUGUUUAUUUCACUUAG
This is a messenger RNA of Microthlaspi erraticum, 681 nucleotides long. The record is from the annotation of a GenBank genome assembly. NCBI's taxonomy places the organism in Eukaryota, Viridiplantae, Streptophyta, Magnoliopsida, Brassicales, Brassicaceae.